GAGAAACAGAGGUGUAAUGGCGGAUGCAAAGUAAGCUGUCAAAGUAUGGUGCAUUAUAUUUUUGCUUUGAUUCAUGAACGAUCAAAUAUAUUUCACCGACAAUUAAAGAAAGAAAUAGUAAAUAUGCGUUGAAUAUAUGGAAUUAUGAAAUAAUUAAUCGAUGUAAUUUGUAUAUAUAAUUAAAAGUACGAAUAUCUUGUAUAUACUAAUUAAUAUUUCUUAAAACUGUUUUUAUUUUAUAAUGAUGAAUAAUCGGAGACGAACGAAUAAUUUUACUUAUGUUAGUUCUUGUGUGAAGUAUAUGAUAUUUAUGCUCAAUUUUGUUUUUUGGUUAUUUGGAGGACUUCUAAUUGGAGUAGGUUUAUAUGCAUUUGUGGACAAAUGGCAAGCAACUGGUUCUGUUAGAGUGGAAAAUGUAUAUGAUGUAAUUCUCAAUAUUUCACUUGUAAUGGUUAUUGCAGGAGCAGUAGUCUUUGUUGUUAGUUUUGCAGGAUGUGUAGGAGCAUUACGUGAAAAUACUUGUCUUCUUAAAUUUUAUUCAUUGUGUCUAUUGGUAUUCUUUUUGCUUGAAAUGGGCAUAGCAAUUGUUGGUUUUAUAUUUCCACAUACAUUACAAUCAUUAUUGGAAGAAUCAUUCACAGAUAAAAUCAUACAAACAUAUAGAGAAGAUCCUGAUCUACAAAAUUUUAUUGAUUUUGGUCAGCAAAAGUUCAGAUGCUGUGGUUUAAGUCAAGAAGGAUAUUUGGAUUGGGGAAAGAACGAAUAUUUCAAUUGUUCCAGUCCUAGUGUAGAACGUUGUGGUGCACCAUUUUCAUGUUGCAUUAAUGCUACAGAUAUAUCAAGUGGACUUGUGAAUAUAAUGUGUGGCUAUAAAGUACAAAUGUUACCAGUUUCUGAAGCAGGUAAAAAAGUAUGGACUAGUGGUUGCAUUGAAAUUGUGAGAAGUUGGGCAGAACGCAAUUUGUACACAAUAGCUGGUAUUGCUUUAGGUAUAGCUCUUAGUCAAUUAUUUGUCAUUUAUCUUGCUAAAACAUUAGAAGGCCAAAUUGAAUUGCAAAAGUCUCGUUGGCAUUCCUGAGCUUGACUUCAGGCCACCUACCGCUAUCAGAUUCCUCCCAAUAGGCAGGUGGCCAAUAUUCGAUCAAGAGGUCAUGAUACUAAAAAAUGUGGAAAAAUUCGGAUGGCUUUACUUAUUAGUAUUGCGGUUCUUGUAUACAUAAUUUCUAUUUUUGUUUUUAUCAAACUUUUUUUUUAUUUCAAGAACAAUUUUCAUUUAUAUUUUAGCAAUGAUUUUUUAUUUUUUACAUAAUGCUCUAUUUUUAUAACUUUAUUUUUUUCUUCAUUAUUAAUUUAUAUUAUAUCUUUUUUUCAUCAACAAAUUGUAUUAAGUGAUGUAGCCAUAUAUUUUUUUUUGAAAUUUUCUCAAAACUUGAACAAUCACAGGCUGGUUGCUUUUAAACUAAAUAAAUUCAAAACGAAAUAUUUAAAUAACAAUAUUAUUCAAUAUAUAUAUUUAGUUAUAUAUCAAAUUUGUUGCAAAAAUUACUCAUAUGAGGAAAAACAUUUUUUUCACUAUAAAAGAUUGAUUAAAUUAAUAUAAUUAAUCAUAUAUUAAAAUAAGCACAAUUAAUUUUGUAACAAAUAUUAAUUUUUUUAUAAUGUAUAUAAUUUAUAAAAAAUAAAUAACAAUAAUAAAUUUCAUAUGUUGGUAAUUUUUGCACUAAAAUUAAUGUAUUAUUCGCACAUUAUAUAUAAUUAUAAGUAUUAAUAGUAGUGUUGUAAGUAUUAAAAGCAUCAAGCCUUUAAAUAUCCUACAAAAGACUUACAUUUUAUAGUUUAAGAAAUAGAUACAAUUCUAAGAGAUUUAUGAUUUUUUAUAUAUUUACAUAGUUAUUUUCGAAAAUAUUUUACCGUGUGCGUAUUUAAAGCUUUUUUGUCUCAUAAUAAAUAAUUUUAUUGAUUAAUUCAACAAAAUGAAAUAAAAUAACAAUAUAAUUGAAACACGCACAUGGUUAAAAACAUAUCUUUUUUAUCAUCUAAUUUUUUAUUAUAUAAUUUUAUUAUUAUUUAUAUUAAAUAUAAUAUAAAACUAAUUAAUUAGUAUUAUUUAUAUAAUAUUAAUUAAUUAUUUUUUAAUCAAUAUUGUUAAUUUUUUAUUGUAUUAGUGUAAUUCAAAUAAGACAAAAAAAUACGUCCAGUGCCAAAGUCAAAGUAUCGUCAUCAUUUUAUUUGAAAAAAACUUGACAAUAAUCUGGUGUAAAUGAUUUGUUUAUUAAGUAUAUAUAUAAUUCAUCUGCGUGUCUUUUUAUCAAAAAUAAAUGUAAAACUGAUAUAUAAAACUAUCUAGUUUGUAAUAAACAAAAUAUUAUUC
Molecule: messenger RNA, 2371 nt
Organism: Apis florea (little honeybee)
Lineage: Eukaryota; Metazoa; Arthropoda; Insecta; Hymenoptera; Apidae
Product: tetraspanin-33
Cellular component (GO): plasma membrane
Source: RefSeq, a predicted model, not a curated record